Molecule: messenger RNA, 1041 nt
Organism: Fusarium keratoplasticum
Lineage: Eukaryota; Fungi; Ascomycota; Sordariomycetes; Hypocreales; Nectriaceae
Product: PAP2-3 domain-containing protein
Exons: 3
Coding region: 1-1041 (346 amino acids)
Biological process (GO): inositol phosphoceramide metabolic process; sphingolipid biosynthetic process
Cellular component (GO): inositol phosphoceramide synthase complex
Molecular function (GO): inositol phosphoceramide synthase activity
Source: RefSeq, a predicted model, not a curated record
AUGCCUGACAACCUAAAAAACGUCGUCGAACCAGCCUUCAUCGUCCUCGCCUUCACAGCAGGAUGCCUCAUCAACAGACGCCGGAAUGACCGGAAAGACUAUGCCGACUGUCUAGAGGAUGAUGUCGAGGCAGGAGAGGCUUAUGUCGACUCUCCGCCGUUGAAACCAUCGCUCCUCGCACAACCCGAGCCUUCCGUGAGGAGGAGGGCUCCGAAUCUGGUGUUUGUGCUGCUGUCGAGGUUUUUUAAUGCGUUUCCGUUUUUGAUCGAGAUUUGGUACUGGAACAUGACUUAUUGGAUAUAUCAAGGUCUUAGAGCCUUUUCUGCGAGAAUGAUUGCUGGCAACGAAGCAAUCUUUACCCGCGCCCAAGAACACGCCCUCGAGAUUCUAGAUCUAGAACACCUCUUUGGCAUCGACAUUGAGCAACGCUUCCAGUCGUACGUCAUGACGCAGCAGGCGUGGCUCAUGCCCUACCUCGCCAGGAUCUACUACUCGCACAUCAGCCUCGGCGUGUGCUUCCUCGUCUACAUCUACACGUUCCUCCCGCCGAGCACGUUCCGCCGCAUUAGGAGGACCAUCGCCGCUGAUAAUGCCAUUGCGUUUGUUAUCGUUACUGUUUGGAGGUGCUCGCCCCCGAGGUUGCUGCCGCAGGAGUAUGGCUUCGUCGAUAUUCUGCACAGCAAGGCGGGAGGCGCAAACGCUUGGAACAACAAUAGGUUUCAACUCACGAUCGCGGCCAUGCCGAGCUUGCACUUUGGCACGGCGCUCUUCUUUGCCGUCUGCAUGUGUCGAUUCUCUCCCCACCGGUUCAUGCGUGUGCUUGCACCUCUAUGGCCCGCCGCCAUGAUCAUCACCAUCGUCGCUACGGCAAACCACUUUCUAACCGACGCCUUCAUCGGAGCUCUGGUGCCUCUUUUGGGAUGGAGGUACAACCGAAUGGUUCUCAUCCUAAAGCCUGUUCAGGAUUUCAUCUUUUCGCCGUUGAUCAGCAGGCUGGACCUUGUUGAUCCCAACGCGAGGGUAGUGCCCAAGGCGCUGUGA